CACUCCUCUUUGAUCCAUAUUGUAUGUGCGCAGUAAAUCGUAGAGGAAGUCUCGUCUCCAGGACACAGAUGAAGCGUCCCUGCUCAUGUGAUAAAGUAUGGGUCAACCUUUCACCAGAAACUGUUUCCUGAAUUUUCCAUAAUUUAAGAGAUUGUUAUUUACAGUUGGAUCCUCCAGCCAGUGUGUGAUGAUGCUGCCCGUGGCUCAACUUCCCCACCUGGAACAUGUUCUGCAGACUGUAUCCGUGUUGGAGUCAGUUGUCCUCAGCAGUUUCGGACCUGAAGGGGGACAGGUGCUGUUUACCCGAGACACAGGACAGGCGAUGCUGAGCCGCAGUGGGACGAAAAUUCUUACAGCACUACGUCUGGAAAAUCCACUGGCCAGGAUGAUCGUGGCGUCCGUCUUAAAUCACAGCACUGUAACAGGCGAUGGAUCUAAGACGUUUAUCCUUCUCUUGGCGUCAUUACUAAGGAUGAUUCAUGCAACAGCCUGCAAGGAGCCUAAUGUGUCUCACACUUACAACCCCAGGAAAGCAGCGGUGGCUUCUACUGCCAGACACUUGGCUAAGAGACUGCUGGAGUUUGCUUUGGAGGACCUCGAUGACCUCAUUGCCGUGGGAGUGGUCCCAUAUGGAUGCUGUCUCCCCAGAGAGGAUUUCACUUUAAAAACACGUCCUCCCAAAAGCAUUCCCUGUGUUCAAAAGCUGCUGGCAUCUUUCUUUCAUUCACGUUUGGGUCAAACACACUGUGACUUUUUCAGCCACCUCACUUGUGAACUGCUCGAUAACUGGAAAUUAAAAAAUGAUCAUCCUUCCGUAGCGCUACAGUUCAUAAAUGACAACCUGCCCACGUUGCAUACACCUGUGUCAGGCUUCCCUAUUAGUUGUUCACGUUUGAUCGAGGGGCAGGUCAUUCACAGAGACUUUGCUACGUCUUGCAUACGAAGUGACAAACCACCAGUAGCAGCUGUCAUUUUGACUGGUUGCCUGCAGCCUACACUGCUCCGUGCAGGAGAGGUGUUGGAGCUGGGAUGUGGCGAUCAACAGACAGCUGAGAAUUCAAGGAAGGAGAGGAGUAUUGUUCAGUUUAGUGCAUGGGCAGAAAAGUCACUAGAGUGUGCUAUUGCAAACCUGCAGAGUGUGGGUGUCUCUGUGAUCCUCUCUGCUGUGAAACAGUCUGCUGCUGUCCUGGCCUUAGCUGCACAGGCAAAGAUUUGCAUUGUCGAGUGUGUCAGUGAAGAUGAAUUGUCUCUCUUUGCUCAUCUAAGUGGAGCCAAACCUGUCGCAGACUGCUGGAUGAUUGAACCAGACAACAUUGCUACGUUGACCUUUUGCCGUCCAAUACUGCUAGGAGCACACAGGUAUGUUCAUGUUGCUUUCCAUGACUCGGACAAAAGGCCCGUUGUCAAACCCUGCAGUCUGAUCAUUUGUGGCGCAGGGGAAGGGCAAACGGACCAAUAUGCAUGUGCAUUACACGAUGCCAUCCGCAUGCUACUUUCAACUUGGGAGCCCACGGGUAUGACGGCAUCAAAGAGGACCUUGCAGUGUAACAAAAGCAAAUCUUCAAUUGCAGAGAAACAGAUCCCAAAUUCCACUUCCUCCCAGCGUUGUUUGUCGAUGCCAGGCUGUGUUGUACCUGCAGGUGGGAUAUUUGAAUUUCUCUUACACCAUGCCCUCCUCCAACAUGGCCACAGUUGCUCGGCUUCUGAUGAAACAGAUAUGGAUAUCCUUGCUGUUUCCCAGCUGCUGGCAAACGCUCUAUUGAGUGUGCCAAGACAGAUAUACUCCCACAGUCCACGAUGUUUCCUGCAGACUCAAACCAGGCUCCUGCGUUUAGUUCAAAGUCAUUCCCAACGUUCUGGUUUUGCAGACAAACUAGAACAGGAUACAGUUCUUAAAGAGUGUGAGGAUACAAGUGAGUGCACUCUAGAUGAGGUACAGAGCAUGCAUUUAUAUAAAGAUAUUGACAUGCCAUCAGAGGCGUUUAUGUUUGACUCAGGCCUCGAGUCCGUCAGCUGUAAAUACAAUCUGCUUCUAGCCGUGCUGCAGUGUCUCUCAAGUCUUCUCCAGGUGGACGCUAUGCUGCACAUACGCACCGCCUCACGGUCAGAAGAACAUGAAAAUAACUCCUGUGAGGGUGCAAAGGAGGAGGCCGAGGAAUGACUCUGUAUUGUGUCCCUCUUAAGGUUUUUACAUUUUCCCUCAGUAUUUACUUGUGUAUCAUUUUAGUGGUAUAUGAAAUAAUUUUCACAUUAAAAUCGAUGAUUUAAGGCUG
Labrus bergylta (ballan wrasse) is the source of this 2273-nucleotide messenger RNA. RefSeq names its product Bardet-Biedl syndrome 10 (gene bbs10). Gene Ontology annotation, molecular function: ATP-dependent protein folding chaperone; ATP binding. NCBI's taxonomy places the organism in Eukaryota, Metazoa, Chordata, Actinopteri, Labriformes, Labridae. Gene Ontology annotation, biological process: chaperone-mediated protein complex assembly. The record is from RefSeq and is a predicted model, not a curated record.